Molecule: messenger RNA, 510 nt
Organism: Ceratitis capitata (Mediterranean fruit fly)
Lineage: Eukaryota; Metazoa; Arthropoda; Insecta; Diptera; Tephritidae
Product: AT-rich binding protein
Exons: 3
Coding region: 1-510 (169 amino acids)
Source: RefSeq, a predicted model, not a curated record
AUGCAGCACAGACCACCACUGGUGACCCAAACGCCCAAUACCCAAGCGCACACAGUGAGCACCGUCGCCGCCAGCAGUGGUGCUGGUGGUGGUGUUGCCACUACAACAGCUACGCGCAAAAUCCUCCAUGCCAGAACGGCGGCUGCGACGCAUGCCAAUGUUAGCACCGCCACGCCCGUUUCGUUCGCCGGCCUCGGCUCUGAGGUGACGGUGACAUUGACGCGUUCUGGUAAAUCGACCGCCGGUCAUAUUCAAACGACAACAACAACGGUGCUAGAUCCUUUAGAUUUACAAGAUCAAGACGAAUAUCAACAGCAACAACAUCAACAAAUCGUUAUUGAGCAUCACAGCGGCAACGGGCAGUCACAGCAGCAACAGACGCACGAAGAAGAGCUGCUCGAGUAUGAGGACGAAGAAGAGGUGGAAGAGCAUCACCUGCAACAGCUGCAGGAGGUGCAGGAUCAGCAGGAGUGCGACGGCGAGCAAGUCGAAGAGGUUUAUCUGAACUGA